This is a messenger RNA of Bactrocera tryoni, 2083 nucleotides long. RefSeq names its product serine/threonine-protein phosphatase 6 catalytic subunit (gene PpV). Lineage: Eukaryota; Metazoa; Arthropoda; Insecta; Diptera; Tephritidae. Gene Ontology annotation, biological process: peptidyl-serine dephosphorylation; G1/S transition of mitotic cell cycle. The record is from RefSeq and is a predicted model, not a curated record. The coding region runs from base 919 to 1830 and encodes 303 amino acids. Gene Ontology annotation, cellular component: cytoplasm. The transcript is spliced from 4 exons. Gene Ontology annotation, molecular function: protein serine/threonine phosphatase activity.
AGAAACGUUGUUGGCAACUUAGCAAUAGGACGGUCAGCCAUUAAUUGAAACGCAGACGAAGGAACUUCAGACGUGUCCAAACACUGCACUGCUACGACAACAGGAUCCCUCUUGAAGUUUCUCAUUGAAUGGCUGCAUAGCAAGGCGUCCAUGCUUCCCGUUAAGGAACACAAUGGAUCACUCUCGAAGAAGUUUCUGUUUUGAUGCAUUCGUAGAAAUAAUUUUUUGAUUGCGUGGACGAGAUUGCACAAUACUCCGACCAGACUAUGCACGGCACGUCAUUCAUAGUUAUGUCAUUAUCACAUUUACCGCCCUCCUCCUAGUAAAUGGCGUACUUGGAGUCAAACAACCGCGUUUCCUGAAUCUCCCGUUAGAUUAUUUUGACGUGUGUAUGUGUUAGUUUCUAUGCAAAUUAUUUCAAAUAUACAACAACACUGCAAGUUACCUAACUAAAGAAAGUAAGUUGGUUAAAUAACCGGUUAAUUACCCAACCGCUAUCAGGGAUUUCACUUAAAGUUUCUGCGAGUAUAUUACGACACUAUUGACAAUUGUAAACGGAACUAUUGUGUAUGUGUGAUCGUUCAUCUCUUUCUUACACAGUGAGCAGAAUGAGUUGCAUGGUAAGUUUCCGUGCUAAUUCCUUCUAUGAAUUCGAGUUUCGGUAGCCGUAACGUUAUAGUUGCAUACAACGUAGACUUCAUUACUGUGAACGACUUUUCAAUAAGAAGCAGCACAUAUAAUUCAACCGUUUGACAUUUUCAACUGUCAUCAGCACCUCUGCAAAAACAAUAAUUGCAGCCUGUGUUAGCACAAAUCCACCCAAAGUUUAAUAUAGAAUUUAUCGCGAAAUCUUCUAAAAAUUAGUCUUAAUAAAGCAGAUAAAACAAUAAUUAUUUUGUGAAAACUAAAAUAAUCAGAAUGUCGGAUCUCGAUAAGUGGAUUGAGACAGUUAAGGAAUGUAAAUAUUUGCCAGAGAAUGACUUGAAAAAGCUUUGUGAUAUCGUGUGUGAAAUUUUACUUGAGGAAUCCAACAUACAACCAGUUAGCACGCCCGUCACAGUAUGUGGUGAUAUACAUGGACAGUUUUACGAUUUGGAAGAACUUUUCCGCACAGGUGGUCAAAUACCUGAUACCAACUAUAUUUUCAUGGGUGAUUUUGUAGACCGUGGCUAUUAUAGCCUCGAAACAUUGACACGUCUGCUUACAUUGAAGGCACGUUAUCCUGACCGUAUUACGCUGCUGCGUGGAAAUCACGAAUCGCGACAAAUUACCAAAGUGUAUGGCUUUUUCGAUGAAUGUUUCACAAAGUAUGGAAACGCUAAUGCAUGGAAAUACUGUUGCAAAGUUUUUGACCUGCUGACAAUUGCUGCGAUUAUUGAUGAGGAGGUGCUAUGCGUGCAUGGUGGCCUCAGUCCAGAAAUUAUCACACUUGACCAAAUACGUACUAUAGACCGCAAUGGUGAAAUUCCUUAUAAGGGUGCAUUCUGUGAUCUCGUCUGGUCGGAUCCAGAAGAUAUGGACCUGUGGGGCCAAAGUCCGCGUGGUGCUGGUUGGUUAUUCGGCCAGCUUGUGACAAAGGACUUUAUGAAUAUUAACAAUUUAGAAUUGAUUUGUCGUGCACAUCAGCUGGUUAACGAAGGUAUUAAAUACAUGUUCGAUAGUAAGCUUGUAACAGUGUGGUCAGCGCCCAACUAUUGCUAUCGUUGUGGCAAUGUAGCUGCGAUUUUGACGUUUAAAACUGCGAAAGAUCGCACAACCAGUAUUUUUAAUGCGGUGCCAGAAACGGAUCGAGUCAUACCACAACAGAACACAACACCAUAUUUUCUGUAAAGAAACAUAUCUAUUUGUCCACCCGCCCACUUGUGAUUGCUCGUCGUGGAGUAUUCUUUGCCUUUAACGUUUACGCUGUGUUCUUCUUUACUCCACGUUUUUGAUAUACUCGAUUUACCCUAGAUUCGAUAUAUGUAUAAGGAUCAAAAAAAAAAAAAUCUGUUAAACAUACAUAUAAUAACAAUAGCCAAAAAAAUAUAAAAUGUUCCAGUAUUGGUACCAACUGCUGCAACUAGCCUGCAAAAUAUCACAA